Messenger RNA from Ochlerotatus camptorhynchus, 630 nucleotides. RefSeq names its product putative defense protein 3. Bases 42 to 539 code for a protein of 165 amino acids. The transcript has 2 exons. NCBI's taxonomy places the organism in Eukaryota, Metazoa, Arthropoda, Insecta, Diptera, Culicidae. The record is from RefSeq and is a predicted model, not a curated record. Gene Ontology annotation, cellular component: membrane.
UGCAGUGUUCUCAAAGAGAAGGAAUCGUUAAUUUUCCAACCAUGAAGGGAUCAUCAUUGAUUGUUACCGUCGUUGCAAGCGUGCUGGCCGUGGCCAGUGGAUUUCCGGAUGGAGCUCCAGCCGAUACCUGUGUCAAGACUCGGUUCAAUCAACCGAAUCACGGUGCCGCGCGGAGCCAGGAGCUCACUAGCAGCCCGUUCCGGUUGACGGCCAGCGGAAAUACCUUCUCGCCGGGCAGCCAGAUCCAGGUGGACGUCAACGGCCACGAUGUAUUCCGUGGGUUCUUCCUGCAGGCUCGGGAUGCCCAAACGAACGAAUGGAUCGGCGAAUGGGUCGAAUCCCCGAACACCAAAACCAUUCCCGAAUGUUCGGCCAUUACGCACGCCGACAACAAGGACAAGCAGCGGGCCACCUUCAUCUGGACCGCACCGAAGGACCGCCAGGGACAGGUCUACAUCACCGGUACCCUCGUCAAGAACUACGGCACCUUCUGGGCGAAUCUGAUUGCCGAGGUUCCAGCGGCGCGGCACUUUGGAUGAAUCCAGCAUAUCAGCGGCCUGAACGAUGGAAGUGUGCGUGUGACGCGGGGAUUGAGUUGAAAUUGUACAUACAAAGUGCGUUUCCUUGACC